AUGGGCGCACAAACUAGCCUUGCAGCGGCUGACCGCCAAGGCUCGCCCGGCCUCGGAGACCGUAGCGACGACAGUGUCUACUACAGCGCCGACUCCCGAGCGGCAAGUGGGCAGGAUGUCACCGACGGGGCGGUCGACGGCGUGGCGACGAAUAACGAGAGGCAGAACAUCGGAGAGAACGGUGGUGGUGAAGAGCACCCCGUUGGCGAUGAAAGCCACCCGACGCGAGCACUGCAAGCACACCAAGUACAGCAAGUACAGCAAGUACAGCAAGUACAGCAAGUACAGCAAGUACAGCAAGUACAGCAAGUACAGCAAGUACAGCAAGCACAGCAUCGUCCGGAUGACGAAGCGGCCUGGUUCGCCAUGGUCGCCGAGGAGUUUGACCCGCUGCAGAUCCGUCUUGGUGACGAGAGGAAUAAGCGUGAAGCCGACCUCUACGACGGCGACUUUGACGUCGUGAUCCCGCCUUUCAUUCUUCGAGAUGACAGCUCCAAGCCCAAGCCCUGGAGUAAGAGCGCUCUCUGGGUGCUCUACGUUCUCCUCCUGUGGAACAGGCCCGUCUCGCCGUCUAUCUCACUGUUCGAAGGGCAAGAGAAGAGACCCGCCUCCCUCAUUGCCGCCGACAUCAUGACCGUCCUUUCCAGUCUGCUCAUGGCUGUUGCGCUCGACUGCAUGGGUCGCGGGCGGGGCCUUGCGCUCGCAGUCCUCUCGGCCACGCUGGGCCUGGCUCUCUUUGCUGGCUCGCGAAACAUGGACAUGCUCUGUGCCGGACAGGUGUUCUACGGGGUGGGCUUCACCGGCGUGCGCCUCACCGUUGAUGUGCUCGUGGCCGACUCGACGGCACUGCACAUUCGCACGCUCGUGUAUGCGGCCAUGUCCUUCCCGUGGGCGAUCACUGCUUUCUCCGUCCCGGUCAUCCGCCAAACUCUCACUGAGACUCAGCUCCGUCACGCGCUCAUCGCCUUCGCCUGCCUUGUGCCGGCUCUGGGGUUAGCACUGACUGCCCUCAUCAGGUACCAAAGCGCCUGCUUUGACGACGCAAAGAGUCUGAGCGAGUGGAAGAGCGAGCUGUGGGACAGAGAGAGGCACCGCUUCGGCUUCCCCGCCGACUAUGUGUGGACUCUGAUCGCUGUCGUAGCGUUGUUCCUUGUCCUCUGGCUCGUGCGGACCGACACACUGCCGUGUCGCCCAAUCGUGCUGGAGCACCAACCUGCACUCAUACCCGCAGCUUAUGUUUCGCUUGUCGAGUCCAGCCGCAUGGCGUCUUACGUCUAUGUCACUCACAGUCGAAACUGUGUGCAUGCUCCCAAUGGGCUUUUACGUUCGGAGACCAGGCAGAUUCCAACGCACACUCUGCUCACGUCGAUGUGUCGCUCAACAUUCGAGGCUGUGAAGGAGGUUGCUCUCCUCUCAGGCGCCCGGUGGAGACAGGACGCAGCAAUGUUACUGGCCCUGCUAAGCCUGAGCGAGAAGAUUGGGGGCAUGAUCGGAGCGACGUUCUCGGACACCCUUUGGGCUAAGGCUCUCCCCAACGCACCAACGCGGUACCUCAAUGCCCAAACAAUCCUGACGGCCGAGCGCGUCUACCCCCUUCUAGCCAAGCAUCUAGCAUAUGCUCCAGGAAGUCCGGAGAGAAACGCCAUAGUACAAACGUACGAGACGACUCAACUGCAUGCGGUCGCGAUAGGAAUUGCCAUGAUGUCAUUCGCUAGCGCUUGUGUUUACAAGAUGGACAAUAUCUCCUUGCACAGCGCACUGAAGACAUUCGCACUGCAAGAUCAGUGGGCCAGAAAGUACCUCAAGCUCCAGGCGAUGGCUGACUCCGGCUGGGGAGGGGACCUGCGCAACGUUCUCCAAGAUACCCAUCGUCGGACGGACCUCGCCGUCGCCUUACGAGUCGACAACGAGAGAUUCGACGCGCUCGGGGCGAUCAAGAACGAUGAUGAUCGCUUAGAGCUACUGAAGGUGCUGGAAUCGGUCAAAUUGGUCCGCGCUAGCGUCGGCAGUGCCGAGCACCUCGAGGUGUGGAAAGGCUACGACCGUCGAGUCGAGCUGUUGAAGGCGGCGGAGGAUGACGAGUACCGUCGGAACUUGCUGCAGACUCUGGAGGACACUGAGCAGCUUGCGAAGUAUGCGGCAGCUCUUCAUUCUUACCGACACAGGCUGUAUCUGCGGGAUAUCGAAAAGCUACUCGACCUGCGCAAAGUCUUCUUUGGGGAUCAACCUCAAGAGGCUUCCGAAGUGGGCCACCCGCAAGCUGUUUAA
Messenger RNA from Trichosporon asahii var. asahii CBS 2479, 2268 nucleotides. Its product is annotated as siderophore iron transporter mirB. Bases 1 to 2268 code for a protein of 755 amino acids. The record is from RefSeq and is a predicted model, not a curated record. Lineage: Eukaryota; Fungi; Basidiomycota; Tremellomycetes; Trichosporonales; Trichosporonaceae. The transcript has 4 exons. Gene Ontology annotation, molecular function: transmembrane transporter activity. Gene Ontology annotation, biological process: transmembrane transport.